AUGGAGACGUUGUCCCUGGAGUGCCAGAUCCAAAGUGUGCAGAGACACGUCGCCUUCCUGAAGAAGGAGCAGAUGGAACUCCUCCAUGACCUGCACUUGGAGAUCCUUCGGCUGCAGAAACACUGUACAGAGCUGACCCAGGACCUCGAAACAAAGGAGGUGGAAGUCAGCUGUCAAGAAAUCGUUGACCGGGAACUGGAGGAGAAAUGCAAGAUAAUAGAGGCCCAGCUGCAGGAGAAAGAAGAGGACAAUCUAGAGUUACGGAAGGAGCUCAGGCACAAGGAGAGCUUAGUGGCUGCUCUGCGAUCCAACCUGAGGAAUAAAGAGAGAAAGUUCUUGGAGGAACUGAAGAGGAGAAGCCAUCGCGUGACUAUCCUGAACACGGAGCUCCAGAAACAGACAGAAGCAGCUGCGUACCUCUCCUUCCAGCUGCAUGCCUCCAAGCAGAAGCUUCACAGUUCCCGGCAGACGCCUGCCAGUGAGGUGAGGCCCAAAAAACGGACACAGAAGUCCCGCUCCCGCAGGCAAGCCACUGGUUCCGUCCGCAGCAAGGGGGCCUUCAAAGACCCUUCCUUUUGUGACCGGCUAGGUAGUUUUGAAGAUGCUGAACCUAUGCCUGACCCGGCCCUGUUUUUAUACACUAAACGGCCCCAGAAACCUAAUUAA
Messenger RNA from Eublepharis macularius, 666 nucleotides. It is a transcript of the gene CCDC92B, whose product is annotated as coiled-coil domain containing 92B. Lineage: Eukaryota; Metazoa; Chordata; Lepidosauria; Squamata; Eublepharidae. The transcript is spliced from 5 exons. The record is from RefSeq and is a predicted model, not a curated record. Bases 1 to 666 code for a protein of 221 amino acids.